Messenger RNA from Brassicogethes aeneus, 1801 nucleotides. NCBI's taxonomy places the organism in Eukaryota, Metazoa, Arthropoda, Insecta, Coleoptera, Nitidulidae. The record is from the annotation of a GenBank genome assembly.
CACACAGAAAUAAUGGCGGAUGACGCUACUAGUUUCGACUUCGACCCACAUCGACUCAUAUAUUAUAUAUUAUAUAUUGUUCCUCAAAAGUGAAUACGUUUUUCAUUGAAUAAAAAUGAGUACUACCUACCUUGGUAUCCAAUUUGAAGAACAAGAUGGGCCAGGUUCAAUUGCGUUAAUCAUUAAUAAUUGGUUAACGCCAAGAAAAAAAGAGGUGUUCUGGCCUCCUUACAAAACUCAAUUUACAUUUAAUAGGGCUUUAGAGAAAAAAGAAAGUGCACAAAAAAAUUGGACCUUAUACAAAGUUUCUCGAAUUUUCUUUGAAUGUGACAAUUUAGUCAAAGCCCGAGAAAAGUUGAAACAGGCAGAGUUUUCAAGUGACUUGCAAAGUGAUGCUGAAGAAACUCUCGAGCGCAGAAAAAGAAAAAUUGUUUCUAAACGCCGCUUAUAUGAAAGUGAUGAAGACGAUCUCGAGUGCAGAAAAACAAAAAUAGUUUCUAGUGACACUAGCACCAAUAACAGUGAUGAGGAGAAUUCAACAAGAACAGGUGGUUUUAUUCCCCGACCACCAAAAUUAGACAAAAGACUUUUUUCAGAUAAAUCGCGAAAGACCCCAUCAGCUUGUGGUGCCGAAUCUUUAAAUAUCAACGCAGAAUCUACAACAGUUGAGCCUUCUACCUCCAGUGAAGCGGCUUUCCCAGCUCAAUCUACCCCUUCAAUAUUAUCAUACUCAUCUAAGUCCUCCUUUGAGCUAGCAUUGUUGGAUCCAGAAAAUCCAGUGAUAAAAUACUUGGCAACAAUUAAAGCCCAGAGUGACCAAAUUAUAAAUUUAUUAAAUAAACAACAAUCAGCGUUACCUAUAACAAAAUUUUCAUUACCUGGAGAUCUUCCAACUACAUUGCCAAUAAAAACAGCUGAAGAUUUUGCUCUUUUGGAAACUUAUUUGGAAAACAAGGAUCAUUGCGUUGUUCUGGUGGCCUAUUUAUCUUCCUUAGGAGGUGAAGCUGUUUCCUCUGUGACAAACAGCAUAUUAAGAGCCUGUGUAUCUUUAAACUUGGCACAAACAUUUAGUUGGUUAGGAACUCGACAACAAAAGGAGGCUUUUUCCAAAACUAAUUUAAAAAACGUUGUAAUUGAUGCAGUAAAAAAUUCCGUUACAACUACCACUGAUAAGGUUGAAAACGCUAUCAAGGUAUGGCUUAAGCAUGCUCCAGAUAACUAUAAGAUAGAACAGAAGCGACUGGAAAAGCAGAACAAUGGAGAAGGAGAAGUACUAUAAGAAGAAAUGUGUGGGGAAGCGUCAGCUGUAUAGGAGGAUCAAGGAAUGCAGGCAAGAAAUUACCAGUUCCAUUGCAAAUAGCUUUAAACGUAAUGAUGCAUUGAAUGUGGUUACUUUGCCUGUUCAUGUCAUUAGUGAUAAGCCUAAUGUUAUUAAUAAUUUAAAUGUUUCUUUUAACAAUUUAAAUUGCGGUCAAGUUGCAAAUUUUGACAAUUUAGGUAUAAGUUCAGAUAUACGUUGCUUUAAUUUAGAAAAUAUUAAUGUAACUGAAUCAAUACCAAAUAAUAAUUUAUACUUAGCUAAAAUGAAUGUUAACAAUAAUAAAGAUACUUUUCUGAAUAAACUCAAACUUUGGGCGCUUACAUGCCCCGCAUUAACUCGGACCGAUUUAACUAAAUUGCUUCACAUUCUUCAUUAUGAGUUUCCUGAUUUGAACUUACCAAAAGAUAGUAGAAGUCUACUUCAAACACCAUUUAAUUUUAAAAGCAUAACAUUGAAUAAUGGAACUUUGUUUUACUUGGG